Messenger RNA from Canis lupus familiaris (dog), 381 nucleotides. It is a transcript of the gene S100A8, whose product is annotated as S100 calcium binding protein A8. The record is from RefSeq and is marked provisional. Gene Ontology annotation, cellular component: cytoplasm. Gene Ontology annotation, molecular function: calcium ion binding. The transcript is spliced from 3 exons. The coding region runs from base 56 to 325 and encodes 89 amino acids. NCBI's taxonomy places the organism in Eukaryota, Metazoa, Chordata, Mammalia, Carnivora, Canidae. Gene Ontology annotation, biological process: response to lipopolysaccharide; leukocyte migration involved in inflammatory response; neutrophil chemotaxis.
AUAUCCUCUGUCAACUCUGUUUCGGGAAACCUGGUGGGGCAGAUCCUUGGGCACCAUGCUGACGGAACUGGAGAGUGCCAUAAACUCCCUCAUUGAGGUUUACCACAAGUACUCCCUGGUGAAGGGGAAUUACCACGCCCUCUACAGAGAUGACUUGAAGAAAUUGUUAGAGACAGAGUGUCCUCAGUACAUGAAGAAAAAGGAUGCAGACACCUGGUUCCAAGAGUUGGAUGUCAAUAGCGAUGGUGCAAUUAACUUCGAGGAGUUCCUCAUAUUGGUGAUAAAGGUGGGCGUGGCCUCCCACAAAGACAUCCACAAGGAGUAGCAGAGCCCUGGGCCCCGGGGCUGUCCCUGCCGAAUAAUAAAGUAGUUGAUACCUCA